CAUUGGCCCAUAUGAGCCACGUAAACCACUGGUAUUGGAAGCAACAUUUCUUAUUGUGAGAAGGCUAGUAGCAGAAUAGAAGCUCGACCGGCAUUGAGAAGAAAAAGGACGGAGCACGGAAGAAUAUCAACUGAACUUCGCCCAAACCCUAACCCUAAGAGGACGGAAUGACUCAAGAGGUGGAGAUGAAAGAGGCGCAGGCGGUCUCCAACACAGUAUCCUCGGCCUCCUUACCAUCCACGCUUCAGCAUCUGAAGGAGAUCGCAUCUCUUAUCGAGACUGGGGCCUAUGCGAAGGAGGUGCGGCGGAUCGUGCGGGCUGUGCGCUUAACGAUCAUGCUUCGUCGAAAGCUGAAAGCUGCCACUUUGUCGGCUUUCCUCAACUUUGCCCUCGCUCCGGGCUCAGAAGCUCAUUCCAAGUUGUCUUCCUACCUGCCUAAGGAGGAUGAUCGUGAUAUGGAUGUUGAUACUGCAUCUUCAGCUGCACAAGGUCCUAAGCAUUCCCUGCCUGAUAUUGAGAUAUACUGUUACUUGCUGGUUCUUAUUUUUCUGAUUGAUCAGAAAAGAUAUGACGAGGCUAAGGCUUGUUCCUCUGCUAGUAUUGCUCGCCUUAAAAACAUAAACAGAAGGACUGUUGAUAUUCUGGCGUCUAGGCUAUAUUUUUAUUAUUCAUACAGCCAUGAACUCACAAACAGUCUUGCUGAAAUUCGUGGAAACCUUCUUGCCCUUCAUAGAAUGGCCACCUUAAGGCAUGAUGAGCUGGGUCAGGAAACCCUUCUUAAUCUUCUUCUUAGGAACUACCUUCAUUACAAUUUAUAUGAUCAAGCGGAAAAGCUAAGGUCCAAGGCGCCACGUUUUGAAGCCCAUUCAAAUCAACAGUUUUGCAGAUAUUUAUUCUAUCUGGGCAAGAUAAGAACCAUUCAGUUGGAGUACACAGAUGCCAAAGAAAGUCUCCUUCAAGCUGCUCGGAAGGCACCAGUGGCAGCUCGAGGCUUCAGAAUUCAAUGCAACAAGUGGGCCAUCAUUGUACGAUUACUUCUUGGCGAGAUACCCGAGAGGACUGUUUUCAUGCAGAAAGGAAUGAAGAAAGCUUUAACUCCCUACUUUGAGCUUACAAAUGCUGUAAGAAUUGGUGAUCUGGAGCUUUUCAGGACUGUUGCAGAGAAAUUUUCUAGCACCUUUAGCUCGGACAGAACCAACAAUUUAAUUGUGAGGCUGCGGCACAAUGUGAUUCGGACCGGACUGCGCAACAUCAGUAUUUCUUACUCCCGAAUCUCUCUUUCCGACGUCGCGAAGAAGCUGAGGUUAGACUCUGAUAACCCUAUUGCUGAUGCCGAGAGCAUUGUCGCCAAGGCCAUCCGAGAUGGCGCAAUCGAUGCGACGAUUGAUCAUGCAAAUGGAUGGAUGAUAUCGAAGGAAACUGGCGACAUCUACUCCACAAAUGAGCCUCAGAUUGCUUUCCAUUCCAGAAUUGCUUUCUGCCUAAACAUGCAUAAUGAAGCAAUCAAGGCGCUGAGGUUUCCACCCAAUUCCCAUAAAGAGAAAGAAAGCGCAGAGAAGAGAAGGGAAAGGCAACAGCAGGAGCAGGAGCUUGCCAAGCACAUUGCUGAGGAGGAAGAUGAUGAUGAUUUCUAAACCUGCAAUAUCUAUUGAGGGCCUUUCAAUCUGCAUCAUUACUUUAUUGCAUAUGAUUUCAAUGGAUUUUGCUAUUUGAUUUGGAUUAUGAGUUUUUAUUUCCAUGAUUUGAAUUUGGAUUGGUAUUCAAAUCAAGAGCUCUUAGCAAAAGAAACUAAAAGUAUAUUAAUCUUCUCUUUCUGUUGAUGGAACUGAGCAGUCUUCUCCUGUAUUCAUCUUGCUUCAUUGUCUGCUA
Molecule: messenger RNA, 1869 nt
Organism: Dendrobium catenatum
Lineage: Eukaryota; Viridiplantae; Streptophyta; Magnoliopsida; Asparagales; Orchidaceae
Product: probable 26S proteasome non-ATPase regulatory subunit 3
Exons: 9
Coding region: 168-1634 (488 amino acids)
Biological process (GO): regulation of protein catabolic process; ubiquitin-dependent protein catabolic process
Cellular component (GO): proteasome complex; proteasome regulatory particle, lid subcomplex
Molecular function (GO): enzyme regulator activity
Source: RefSeq, a predicted model, not a curated record